Messenger RNA from Girardinichthys multiradiatus, 1870 nucleotides. It is a transcript of the gene ca7, whose product is annotated as carbonic anhydrase VII. NCBI's taxonomy places the organism in Eukaryota, Metazoa, Chordata, Actinopteri, Cyprinodontiformes, Goodeidae. The transcript is spliced from 7 exons. Gene Ontology annotation, molecular function: zinc ion binding; carbonate dehydratase activity. The record is from RefSeq and is a predicted model, not a curated record. The coding region runs from base 90 to 878 and encodes 262 amino acids. Gene Ontology annotation, cellular component: cytoplasm. Gene Ontology annotation, biological process: regulation of intracellular pH.
GUCCUUCCCCCUUAAUAAACUUCAUCAAUAGCUGCACCAGCUGAUCUCUGUGCCCGUCAUUAAGUCUGACUUGAGCCGCAACAAGGACAAUGACAGGACACCAAUGGGGAUACGGGAAAGAGGACGGUCCUUCAGCAUGGCACAGACAGUACCCAGUUGCCAAAGGAAACCGCCAGUCUCCCAUUGACAUAAUCCCAAACGAGGCUAGACGUGACAGCACACUGGGUCCUAUUUUCCUAAAGUAUGACCGGUGUAGGUCCCUUAACAUUGCCAACAAUGGCCACUCUGUAGUUGUGGAGUUUGAUGACUCUGAUGAUCGCUCAGUGGUUCUAGGAGGCCCUCUUGACCACCCUUAUAGACUGAAGCAGUUUCAUUUCCACUGGGGUGGAAAAGGAUGCGAAGGAUCUGAGCACACUGUUGCAGGAGUUGGCUAUGCAUCAGAGCUCCAUGUAGUUCACUGGAAUGCUGUUAAGUACAAGACCUACAACGAUGCAGCAGCAGCUCCUGAUGGUCUUGCUGUCCUUGGCAUCUUUUUAGAGCUAGGUGACGACCACAGAUGGCUCCACAUGAUAACAGAUGCUCUGUACAUGGUUAAAUUUAAGGGCAGCGUCACAGAUUUCAAAGGUUUCAACCCUAAGUGCCUCCUACCCAGCAGCCUCCACUACUGGACCUACCUAGGGUCGCUGACCACACCUCCCUUACAUGAGAGCGUCACCUGGAUUGUCCUGAAGGAGCCAACCGUUGUCUCGGAAAAGCAACUUGGGAUGUUCCGAAUGCUUCAGUUCAAUGGUGAAGAGGAAGAUCAGAGGAUGCGCAUGGAGAACAACUUCAGGCCUCCACAAAAUCUCAAAGAGAGGAUAGUGCGUUCCUCCAAUUAAAUUCACCUCAGUACAUGUCCACUUGUAGAUGUCAAAACCAGUUUUUAAGCCACAGAGCAUGCUUUGAUGUGUGUGUACUAUUGCUGCCAUGGUAAUUCAUCCAGAAGCGUUUUAAUCCAUUUUGCACAAAGUAAUAUGAGCAGAUGUAAGAUUCUGCCAGAACAGAGAUGCUGUUUUUUUUGUUUGUUUGUUUGUUUUUGGUUUGUGUCUCUUUUGGUCUCAAAUCUUAGUGACUGGCAACCUUUGGGAAUAUACAUUUAUAUAUAAAUCUUUUUUGGAAAAUAAUUUUUUUUAAAGGGAUUUGACAAUAUUACAACAAAUGAGUUGUCAAAUAAAAAAAAAACAACAUAUCCUUAGUUAUAAGUUUAAGGUCUGAUUUAGAUUCCAACACCAGCAGCAGCUAAUCAAUGAGAACAAGCAACACAGUGAAAUUACUAGCAGCAAGUUCUAUCAAGUUUAGAGAGUGCCAACAGCCUGACCAUUGAUCAGUGAUCAUUUAUCCACUGUUUAUCUGCUCUGUUAAUUGCUCUGCUGUCCAUGAUACAGGGCCUUCAUUUCUCAGGUACUUUAUUGAUUGCAUAUUUAAAGAUUUAUUUCUAAAAAGAUGUGUUUUUGGGAUUUAUUAAGAUUCGACAGCACUAACACAAUAGAUGUUUUAUUAUAAAAAGUCGUUCAAAUGUAAGACUGUGAUCUGCUGGAUUUAUUAUAUUGGUUAAAUUGUUCCUCUAUACAGUAUGAUUAUUGCACACUUGUUUGGUUAACUUCUGAAUAAACCUGUUUUUAAAUGCCUGACAGAAGGUUUUGUGCUGCAUUUAGGAAAGUAAUAAUCAGUUUGGGUAAUGUUACUUCCUGACUGUAUUGAAACGCACAACUGAUAAGUGGCAUGCCAUUUAUGGUUGUUUUGUUGCAAGAAAUGUUAUUUAUGGGUGGCUUAAAUAUGUUUUUUUAAAAAUGUAUUCCGAAAUUUAGAUUAAACUAAAUUAAAUGCUUAA